GAUAUUUCAGCUCUUAAAUUGAUAACUUUUUAAAAUAGCACCACAGUGGUUGUCUCUUGGUGAUUGCUGUAAUGGCGUAGUAGAAGCAGGAGUCUGCUUUUUGAAUUCUGUGGCCACAGUUGCAAACGGUAAAAAGGAGAUUGUCUAAUGGAGCUGAUGUCAGGCCACUCUGGGACUAAGUGCCAGGUGGUUUUGGGGAGGCAAACAUAGUUACUGUGAGGCACUACAGCGUGUUGUCAUAAGUGAUGAUGAUUGAUUGACUCUUCUUUUUGCACCUAAUGGUGCAUAGUGCAUAGUUGGUUUGUAGGAAAUGUUUGGUGGUUGAAUGAAUGAAUGGAAAGCAGUCUGAGGAAGGGGGAAAUAUUCUAGUGCAGAUAAUAAACUGUUUAGCUCCUCUUUAAAAGAAAAAAAAGCCAAGAAAGUGUGUUUCAGAGUCCUGCAGAAAAUAGGCUGUUGAGAUGGGUAUCUAUAAGGGGUUUUCCUUGCUGGAGCUGCCUUGAGAUCUGAGUGAGACUGCGAGGUGUUCUAGCCACCUGCAGCCUGCGGUCCUCCGGUCAGGCGCAGCUUCACAGACUUGUUCCCGCAGCCUUCUCUGGUUAGGCUAACUGAGCAGUUGGAUUGGUAGUCACAAUUUUUGCACUAAUAGAGGAACUGGAGCUCUCGGUAAUGGCCACACCAGUAUCACUGAUCCUGAGUGUGCAUCUUCUUGUCCUUUAUUUUUGAUAGGAGAGGGGAGUUAUCCCUCCCUGAAGUGCUUCUCCAGCAGCUCCUCAUUCCACACCUGUAUGUCUCUCCCUCCUUUCCUUCCUCGAGCUGCCUCUGUAACCCUCAAGUACUAAUGAAUUCACUAGCACAGACCUGGGGGUACAGAAGAUCUUACUUUGCAACUAAAACUAGCUUUUGACCGACUUAUAAUGUCAACAUCACUGCUAGAGCCAUCUAGGAGAGAGUAUAACUCAGAGCCGUCACUUGUGAUUUUGUCUUUCUUAUCCACAAGCAGAAGAGGGAGGGCCUAGCUCUCGACCUGGUGAGUCUAUGGAGGGUGCACCUGUCAUCCCAGAACAAAAUAAGAAAUGAAGGCUGAUGCAGAAAAGAGAUACUGAGUUUUGGUGUGUGUCUGGGAGUUUGUACUUUCUGGCAAGGAAUUGUGGGAGGCGCUUCGGUGAAGAGAUGGACCAGUGUGUAUAAUCAUGGAACCUCCUUGCUGACCAUCACCACCUGCUCUCCUUGAGAAGUGAGAGAGAGUGGGUCAGGGGAGAAGGAAGAGAGGUCAACAUGAAGCUAAAGCAGCGAGUCGUGCUGUUAGCGAUUCUCCUUGUCAUCUUUAUCUUCACCAAAGUUUUCCUGAUUGACAACUUAGAUACAUCAGCUGCCAACCGGGAGGACCAGAGGGCCUUUCACCGCAUGAUGGCUGGCUUGCAGGUGGAGCUGGUGCCCAAGCUGGACCACACCUUGCAGUCUCCCUGGGAGAUUGCAGCCCAGUGGGUGGUUCCCCGGGAAGUGUACCCUGAAGAGACACCAGAGCUGGGGGCAAUCAUGCAUGCCAUGGCCACUAAGAAAAUCAUUAAAGCUGAUGUGGGUUAUAAAGGGACACAACUGAAAGCCUUACUAAUACUUGAAGGAGGACAGAAAGUUGUCUUCAAACCUAAGCGGUACAACCGGGACUACGUGGUGGAAGGGGAGCCGUAUGCUGGUUAUGACAGACACAAUGCAGAGGUAGCAGCCUUUCAUUUGGACAGGAUUCUGGGUUUCCGCCGAGCCCCCUUGGUGGUUGGCAGGUUUGUUAAUCUGCGGACGGAGAUCAAGCCUGUUGCCACGGAGCAGCUCUUGAGCACCUUCCUAACCGUAGGAAAUAAUACUUGUUUCUAUGGGAAGUGUUAUUACUGCCGAGAAACAGAGCCAGCCUGUGCUGAUGGAGACACGAUGGAGGGGUCUGUCACGCUUUGGCUUCCAGACGUGUGGCCACUACAGAAGCACCGACACCCGUGGGGCAGGACUUACCGAGAGGGCAAGCUGGCCCGGUGGGAGUACGAUGAGAGCUACUGCGAUGCUGUGAAGAAAACAUCCCCUUACGACUCCGGCCCGCGCCUUCUGGAUAUCAUCGACACGGCUGUCUUUGAUUACCUAAUUGGCAACGCCGACCGCCAUCACUAUGAGAGUUUUCAGGACGAUGAAGGCGCCAGUAUGCUCAUCCUUCUCGAUAAUGCCAAAAGCUUUGGGAACCCCUCGCUGGAUGAGAGAAGCAUCCUGGCCCCGCUCUAUCAGUGUUGCAUCAUCCGGGUUUCCACCUGGAACAGACUGAACUACCUGAAGAAUGGGGUGCUGAAGUCUGCCUUAAAGUCUGCCCUGGCCCACGACCCCAUCUCCCCAGUGCUCUCUGAGCCUCACCUGGACGCUGUGGACCAGCGGCUCCAGAGCGUCCUGGCCACCGUGAAGCAGUGCACGGACCAGUUUGGGAUGGACACUGUGCUGGUGGAAGACAGGAUGCCUCUCUCCCACUUGUAAUUCUCCACACAAAUAAGUGAAACUUCUUUUUACAAAGAUAGAGAAACAGCACAAUCAAUUCCGAAUGGCAUGAGAUGGAUUGGAAAUGGCCAGCAGCACGUUCUGGUGACAGGGGACAGGGUGGCCUUGGGUUUCUUGGGUGUUUUCUGUAGUAGAAACUAAAGCAAAGACUACAAGUUUCAGCCCACGGAACUGCACCUGCUGAAGCCCCUUCUGGUUUGCCCAGCGCUUGCCCGUCUGGCAGUGGGCACGGUGGUUGGUCAGUCUUCAUUCUCAUGCCAAAGGACAAAUAGAGGGGGGACGUUGAAGAGGUUAAAGCUGGGGUUGGUUCUGGAGUGUGUAUUUUGAGUUCAUCCUUAUGGUCCUUUCUCCACACCUGUGGAUUUUUCUGAGAACACUUUACAGUCCCUUGAGUCCUCUUUUGCCGGGACUAAUCAUAUCGGGAAUGUUGCUGCUUCCUGAGGAGUGGCAGCGAGUGACCGGCCUUCUGCUGAGCCAAAGCAGUGUGCUCUGCCGCAGGGAAUGUGUUUUUUAAGAUAGAACUUUAGAGGGAAGGGCAAAAGCAGGAAAGAUGUUUGGGCUUUUAAGUGAGUAGGUGGUGGUGCUUUUGAUGAUUUUCAGAGGAAGGAGAGGAAUCAGGGAGGUGACUGAACAAGUUCUUCAGGUGUGUAAAUGCAAGUGUGACUCGUACCUAAGUAAGAGCUGCACUCACACAGUUGUGUCCAGAUGACCCCCAACAUCGUCCCCCGAGAACAUGCCGCUACAACCCCAGCACAGCUCUGGUGUGGAGGCUUGCUUUCUCCUUUUGCCCAAAGCUGGCAAAUCCUUUCCAAAUAAUCAAAGCCAACUGAAAGAGUUAGGUUACCUGUGAUCUCUGCCGUCCCAGUUUCAAAAAUGAAUUUUCACUUCUGUCUUCAAGGCAUCUGGUCAUUGAAGCUGCUGUUCCCAAGAGAUUGGCGAUCCUAUUUGUGCCUUUCUUGUGAAAAAGCCAGCUCACUCCUACAGAUGGUCGUUCACUUCCUGCUGGUGGCUGGACCUGUCCUGUGAUUUGGGCCAUGUGGAAGGCUGGAAACAAAAAUUUUGAGCCUUAAAAUUAAGGGGGUUACCAGGAAGAGCCUUAAGAUUUUGAUUUAUGUCAAACCCGUUUUAACAUUUAAUCUUGUUUGGAGUUCUGAACCCUUGAUGGAGUAUUGUUUUUCUGUCUCCUGUUGGCACUCUCAAGUUUCAGGUUGCUAAGCCAGGCUUAGUUCUGGGUUCUGCUGAAGUCAUUGUGACAUGCAAGCAGUUGCAUGAAAAUGCAAGACCAGAGGGAGCAGGCCUGGUGUGCGCACCCAGGUCCUCAGAGCUGAGUGCUUCUCUCCUGCAUUUGUCUGGGGACUGUUCUGGUUUUGUACUUCUGUCAAGCAGAAACUAAUAUUUAAACAGUGUGAUUGAACACACUUAUUGCCAGUGAUUGGUGACCAGUUUUAGGCAACCACCCUUUAAAAAACUUUUUAGAAUUUAUGCCCCAAUUCUCUCAAAUUGAAAGAUAACCGAGCACCCUGUAACUACCACUACUGAUAGCAGGAAAUUAGGAUACUUUUGUACUUUGUAUAUACAUUUUGAGAUGUACACGGAAUGGGCUAUUUCUAAAAAAAAAAAAAAUAGGUAUUGAAUUUAAGAAGACAUAUUAGCACAAAACACUGGAAUAAUGUUAACAAAAGGAGGCAUUGGUUCCAGUUUUAAAGCCAUUUGCUUUGUGUAUCCAGAAAAAUUCACAGCUGAGCUUGAGAAUGCCUUGGGUGGUGCCCACCUGCCAGCAUCAGGGAGUCGGCUCCGGGUCGCAGUGGGAAGGAAGUCCGCGCUGCACUCCUUGGUAAAUGUUAGUUGAACUGAGUUCUUCCGAACACAUGGUACCUUCAGUAUGCCCCAGUGAUGAGUGAGAGCUGCCCUCAAGCUGGGAAGGGAGGUGAUUCUGCUAAGGAAAAAGAGCAGGAGGUAAAGCGGCUUUGAAAACGUCUCAUCCUUUUCUCAAAACAUUGCAAAAAAAAUGUACAAUUUCAUUCUCUUUCCCUGUUUUAAAAUUCAUGAUCUUAAAAGGUGUUCAGACCUAUAGCGGUUAAAGUGAGAAUUAUGCCAACAGAGUGGUGUGACAUGACACCUAGAAAGAACAUUAAUGUACGUUCUAAGUCAAGAUUGAAUUAAGCUGGAAAAGUACAUCUAAGUGAGUAUCAGAGAAAACCAACCUUAAACUUCUAGCCCCAAAAUUCACAAACACUAAAUUCUGUUUCAAAAAGGAGGUAGAUAUCUUUCUUUAAGUUUUGUAAUACUGUUCAUUUCAUGGUUUGUCUUUUAGAAUCGAGCAUUAUAAUCAAACAGGUCACUGGAAGGGUUUUUUUUGGUCAGUCCUAAACUGGGUGUGCCUGGCUAACAUCGGAAGGGAGACACGGAUACAUUUUAAUAUUAUAAAGCUGGGAAAAUCAGAACUGACCACCAUUCUCUGCCUUCCCUCUCCCACUUCUUAAAUAUGUUUACUCCAGAGUCUGGGGGAUACGAGUUUAGAGGUUUCACUCCAAAAUUGUUCUUUAAUAUGUGGCUAUAUUAUGGAUUUGGUGGUAAAUAAUUUUCUGUGCAAAAAACAAAUUAAUAGACAGGGUCUGAUUUACUCAGAGCAUUGUUCAAUAAUAUAUUAACAAGGUGUUUCUCCCUAUUUGCACUCAGAAUUAAUAUGUCAAAUGAAAUUUUAAUAAGGAGAGGGAAGAAUUCAGGUACAUCCAUUGCAUAUUAUUUGGGGAAAGAUUAAUCCUAAACAUGGCAAAAUUUCAGUGACACCUGAAGGCAACAUUUUCUUCCAAAGAAAUCCAUCUUUUCUUUAAAAAAAAAAAAAGGCUUUUGGCCUUCCUUCCCUCCCCUACCAUGUUUUUUCACCCUCCCUUCUGCACAGUGUCCGUACUCUUGUUUGACCAGUACGUGAGCACACCUCAGAGGGUGGUAAACAGUGUCUGUCAGCGAGCUGUCUUGUGAGCUUAGGCUUCAGGAAACGUGAGUCAAGGUGUACGUAUGUAUAUAGUCGUAUAUGUAUUCUAACAGGAAAAAGUGUAUUUAUUUUGACGCAGGGAAACCCUGACUUACGUUGCUGAAGAACUUGAAGCUAGUAGGAGGGGCUCUUCUCAGACUCUGAGAGUGGACCUCAGUGACAUGCAGGCCAUCCGUUCCGCAGACACCUGCUCCGCUGGCCAGGGCGGGCGCAGGGCACGGACAGACUGUUGGACAGGGAAGGCCAGUCUUCCUCCCCUUCGCCUGCUCAGGUCUGGGUAGAAAAGGGAGAGGCUGGGUACCACACUGCCACAGGCUUUUAAGGAAGUAAGAUGUUACUCACAAAUACAAAAUGUUUGCAGGGGAGUGGGAAUAACUUACUGGGAAGUUAAUUUAUUUGCUUGAGAGGGAGGUGUGGGAACUGCUACCCUCUGUUUUGAUCUGCCAAGGAUUUCCUCUCAGAGCUGUUGCACAAAUAGAGGUUGUGCUUGGUAAGACAUCAAACAAGACAGAUAUGCACCUAAAUUUCUAAUGUGUUCUAUGGGUUUCAAUUCUGAAAAAAAAAAGAAAAUAAAGAUUUUAAUAAGUA
Molecule: messenger RNA, 6109 nt
Organism: Vicugna pacos (alpaca)
Lineage: Eukaryota; Metazoa; Chordata; Mammalia; Artiodactyla; Camelidae
Source: RefSeq, a predicted model, not a curated record